This is a messenger RNA of Colletotrichum siamense, 531 nucleotides long. It is a transcript of the gene ubc15, whose product is annotated as Ubiquitin-conjugating enzyme E2 15. The transcript is spliced from 2 exons. Lineage: Eukaryota; Fungi; Ascomycota; Sordariomycetes; Glomerellales; Glomerellaceae. The record is from RefSeq and is a predicted model, not a curated record. Bases 1 to 531 code for a protein of 176 amino acids. Gene Ontology annotation, cellular component: endoplasmic reticulum; cytosol.
AUGGCCUCGUCAUCCGCAGCGGCGGCCUCGUUGCUGCGCCGCCAGCUCAAGGAGAUGCAGACGGGGAAGGACAUCCCCGGCAUCUCAUGCGGUCUGGUCAAUGACAACAACAUCUUCGAGUGGGAGGUCAUGCUCAUGAUCAGCGACGACUGCAAGUACUACGGUGGAGGAAACUUCCGCGCCCGCCUCACCUUCCCGCAGACCUACCCCCUGAUGCCGCCGUCCCUCACCUUCCAGACCCCAAUCCCGUUCCACCCGAAUAUCUACUCGGACGGCCGGCUGUGCAUCUCGAUCCUGCACCCGCCGGAGGAGGACCAGUACGGCUACGAGGCGGCCUCAGAGCGGUGGAGCCCCGUGCAGAGCCCCGAGACUAUUCUGCUGAGCACAAUCAGUCUGUUCCACGGGCCCAACGACGAGUCGCCGGCCAAUGUUGAGGCUGCGCGCAUGUUUCGUGAGGAGAGGGAGGGCAAGAAUAAGGAUUUCCGCAGGAGGUGUCGGGCUUGUGUGCGGGAGAGUCUGGGUGAGGACUGA